Molecule: messenger RNA, 2062 nt
Organism: Scatophagus argus
Lineage: Eukaryota; Metazoa; Chordata; Actinopteri; Scatophagidae
Product: serine/threonine-protein kinase pim-1-like
Exons: 7
Coding region: 513-1916 (467 amino acids)
Biological process (GO): protein autophosphorylation; negative regulation of apoptotic process; regulation of mitotic cell cycle
Cellular component (GO): cytoplasm
Molecular function (GO): protein serine/threonine kinase activity; ATP binding
Source: RefSeq, a predicted model, not a curated record
UUUUGUCCAGUUAACACAUUCAUCAGCUUUAAAAUGUCCAGUCUAUCAGCUGUGAAUGUUGUGGAGUCUGACAGUAGUGCAUGUGUGGUUUAUUGGCCGUUAGCUAACUGGCCAGUUAAGAACGACUCAGCCCUCCACUCUGCUCAGAUGGCCCUUUUGUACAGUUCAGAUGAUGUAUGACACUUUGGAUAUGGAAAACUUUUUGCACCUCUCGUGAGUGGCAUACAAACUCAUGGAAACUCAUGGUAAAAAUAAAGAAAUAUGAAUGAAAUAAUAAAAAUAGAAAUAAAAUUAAUAAUAAUGAUAAUUUACAUUGACAUCACACAUACAAGUGACUCUACAUUCUAACAUGCGUAUUGGAACACCAGCCAGUUCUUUUCAUCAAAGGACAUUCCGGGUUCUGUUUGUCAGAACACGUGCCUUUGAGCCCUGGCAGAAGUCAGACACGCUUGUUGGAGCAACAUCCACUUGUUACUUGACGUCAUCAGAUUUGAAAUUUCUGAAAUAUCAUCAUGGCUAGCAAGUCUAAACCCUUAAACGGCACUAAGAACGAAUCGCUCAUGGAAAACUUGAAGAGAAAAGUCAGAGAAGGUGGAGAUGAACCUUCAAAGACAAAGAGGAGAAGACUUAACUACAACCAGACUGAGAAGGAAUUAGCAUCCUCAUCUGCGGACACUGGCAAUGAGAGCAGCAGCACACAGUCCAAUAGGUGCAGUACAACAGUGGAGGAUGUGAGCAAGAGGACUGGAAAGAGGAAGGCUGCCGCUGAUGAAGAAGAACCCUGCACGAAGAGAUGGAAGGGGCGGCCAGCCGUGAAGGAUUUGAUCAAUGCCCGAAGAGCUGAAUUUGAGGCCAAAUACCAGCAGGAGAAUCAUCUCGGCGAAGGAGGCUGUGGAUGUGUGUUUGCCGGCUACCGCAAAGAAGAUCAUUUACCUGUUGCCAUCAAACACAUAACAAAAGACAAAGUGUUGUGCAAAGAGGGACGAAAUGGGAAAGAACUCUCAGCUGAGGUGGCUGUGAUGUUAAAACUCCAAGCUGGAAGAACUGGAUUAAUGGAGGAAUCAGCACCCGUGUCCCUCCUGGACUGGUACGAUCUGGACCAGGAGCUGAUCCUGGUGCUGGAGAGACCAAUGCCCUGUAUGGACCUUCACAAUUACGUCACGAUCAGCAAAGGCCACUUACAGGAGGACAAGGCAAAGAUCAUACUUAAACAGUUGGUUGAUGCAGCAAAAGAACUGGAGGAUAAGCGCAUCUUUCAUCGGGAUAUCAAGCCGGAAAACAUCCUGAUUGAGACCAGCUCAGAUGUGCCGCGUGUUCGUGUCAUUGACUUUGGACUGAGCUGUUUCUUCAAGAAAAAAUCAGUUUACCGUGUCUUCUAUGGUACCCCCCAACACGUCCCUCCGGAGUGGUACAGUCAUUAUGCCUACAGGCCCGGCCCCACCACAGUGUGGCAGAUGGGAGUGGUCUUAUAUGAGCUGCUCCACAGAACAGCCCGAUUCGAUACCGCAAGUUUCCUCAGACAUGAGCUGCCGAUCAGCGAUGAGCUGUCCAGAGGUAAGAAAAACGCACUCAUAUGCAAACACAGAGCUGUUCAUUUCAAUUCACCUUCUGAGGAAUCACUGUGGCUGUCAGCUCCAACUUUCUCAUCUUUCUUUCCCUCCAGAUUGCCAGGAUUUCUUACAGAAGUGUUUGAACACGUCCCAUGUACUGCGACCUUCCCUGAAGGAGCUCCAGCUUCACCCAUGGCUCAGAUAAACCAACAAUACACUCACACACAUGCUGAGUUCACACCAAUACAAUACACGCAAUACAAGAACUAUUUCUGUUCUCGUUUUUUACAGAAGCGGGAAAGCUUGGACCAGUUCACCUGGACCAUCCGCCACGCUUCUACGGGUUUUCUUUCCUCGUCUUCUUAGAGAGCUUGGGUCGGGUCAGGAGCUGCUUAUGAUUUGUGCUUAUGACGAAAGCCAUAUCACAUCAUAAGGAAAAAAAUGGAUACUAAUCUAUGAACUGGCCAUUCUGUGAUAAUAAACUUGAAUAAUAAUAAAAAAGAAACAACUUA